Messenger RNA from Betta splendens (Siamese fighting fish), 2341 nucleotides. It is a transcript of the gene tcf25, whose product is annotated as transcription factor 25 (basic helix-loop-helix). The transcript is spliced from 19 exons. Gene Ontology annotation, molecular function: protein binding. Lineage: Eukaryota; Metazoa; Chordata; Actinopteri; Anabantiformes; Osphronemidae. Gene Ontology annotation, cellular component: RQC complex. Bases 42 to 2189 code for a protein of 715 amino acids. The record is from RefSeq and is a predicted model, not a curated record.
GAGAAGAAGAAAAAUAACCCAAUAGAAUUUACCCUAAUUUCAUGAGUCUACUGUGUGUUUGCCAGCUAGCUGUAACUAUUCGAAACGAUUUGUUGACGUGUACUGUGAACCGUGAGCUGUGGACAAUGUCUACCCGGGCUCUGCGAAGGCUCAAGGGGAAACAGCGGGGUCAGGAGGCCUUGGACCUGGGGGAUUUAACUUUGGGUGACAGCCCGGAGGAGAAGGCUGGGGCUGUGGGUGAGGAGGACCAGGACCAGCCGGACACGGCUUCUGUUUCCCCUCCGUCUAAGAGGAAAGGCAACAACAAGAAGGCAAAGAAAAACAAGGCUCGUCAAAAUGUCAACAACAUGUAUGAACUGAUAUGUGAUGCAGAGGAGACAGAAAAGGCAUCACCUGAAGAAGAGGCAGAGAAACCAAAUGGAGCUAAAAUAAGUGGCACAGGUACACAUGAAAAUGGGGACAAUGCAAAAUCGGAUCAAGAGGAAGACCAAACAAAGUCUUCACCUGCAGACAGAGUUAAAAAGAAAAAGAAAAAGAAGAAGGCCAAAGUGACAUCACAGGGUGGACAGGAAGCUGUACCAAAUGAUAGCAUUGAUUUAUUGCUGGAGAACUUGGAGCAGCCCAAUAGCUUAGGUUUGCAGAAUGAGAAUUUUGGAGGAUAUGACAAAAGAGCAGUGCUACACGUGGAGCACAGGAAUCUCAACCCAGAGACUGAGUUAAAAAAAUAUUUUGGCGCAAGAGCAGUUCUCGGUGAUCAGAGACCUCGACAGAGAAACAGACAAUUUCACCGCAGCACGUGGAUGACCAGUCCUAAGGACAGCUGGCCUCGGUUCAGCCGCCCAGGAAUAGCAAUGACUCUAAUUCAGUCGAAGGACGGUAUUCAUUACUUCACCUUUGAGCACAACCGGGACUAUCAACAAGUACAGUUCAAGUUCUUGGAUGCUGUUGAGUCCAUGGAUCCAAACAACAUUGUGGCCUUGCUGCAGCUUAACCCAUACCACAUCGAUUCUCUGCUGCAGCUCUCUGAUGUCUGCCGAAUACAGGAGGAUCAGGAGAUGGCUCGGGACCUAAUUGAGAGGGCCUUGUAUAGCUUCGAGUGUGCUUUUCACCCAUUAUUCAGCCUGACGUCGGGUACCAGCAGACUUGAUUAUCUGAGGCCAGAAAACAGGGCUUUUUAUCUGUCUUUGUAUAAGCACAUGAUGUUCCUGGAGAAGAGAGGAUGCCCACGAACAGCUUUGGAGUACUGCAAACUGAUCUUGAGUUUGGAUCCAGAGUCUGACCCACUUUGCAUGCUCCUGCUGAUUGAUUUCUUGAUGCUGCGCUCCAGAGAGUACCAGCCUCUUCUUCAGUUAUAUCAGGACUGGGAGGAUCACAGAAAUCUGUCCCAGCUGCCAAACUUUUCUUUCUCCAUCGCGCUUUGCUAUUUCCAUCUUAGUCAGCAGGAAGAUGUGGACCCUGAGGAAAGUGAAAAAGACAGACAGAAAGCUGAUGAGCUCCUACAAAAUGCACUCAUCAUGUUUCCUGGAGCCUUGAUGCCUUUACUGGAUCUGUGCACUGUGCAGCCAGAUUCCACCGUCACCUCUCAUGUCUUCUUUGGCCCAAAGAGUCAAAUAGGGCAGCCCCUAGCCCUGGCCGAACUGAUAGCUCUGUAUGUGGGGAGGACUUACAAUCUGUGGAGGGAGGCAGCGGUAAUGCUUUGGUUGGAGGAGACUGUGAAGGAAGUGCUUCGUCGGGUUGAUGCCAAAGAUCCUUUAGUUGAGGACUCCCAAAACAAGAGAAAGCAGAGAUACCAGAGUGCACCAAGAAACAUCCACCGCCACGUUUUGCUGUCUGAGAUUAAGGAGGCCACCGCCAGCCUGCCUCUAGAGGUGACCACUCAGCCUGUGAUGAGCUUUGAUCCUUUACCUCCGCUGGACUCAGUGAUGUCCUAUACACGACCAGAGAGGCAGCGUGUUGGUGCAUCCAACGAAAGUACGCUGUCCCUGUUUUUCCGCUCCUUGCUUCCAAACUUCAACCUUCAGGGCGGUCCAAGGCAGGAGGAUGAUGUGGAAGUGGCCCGAGCCGGUCAGGAGCUGAACCAGGAAGUGAAUCGACUAAUGUUGGCCAUGAGGGACAUGCUGGCAAACAUCAGGUUCCAGGAGCCACCGAGGGAGGACAACCCUUACAGAGAUGAAGAGGAAUGGGACUGAUGAGCAGGAAUCAAGUACACAAAGAAACAAAACAUUUCAGAAAACUGAAGUGGGCGUAAUUAAUGGGUUGAUGAUGAUGAUGCCUGACCUUCUCAGAGCUUCGGUUGUCAAAAUGGUGGAAGACUUUAUGAAAUUAAAAUUUUUACUGUUGA